Cygnus olor (mute swan) is the source of this 6901-nucleotide messenger RNA. RefSeq names its product MAF bZIP transcription factor K (gene MAFK). NCBI's taxonomy places the organism in Eukaryota, Metazoa, Chordata, Aves, Anseriformes, Anatidae. The coding region runs from base 2127 to 2597 and encodes 156 amino acids. Gene Ontology annotation, molecular function: RNA polymerase II cis-regulatory region sequence-specific DNA binding; DNA-binding transcription factor activity, RNA polymerase II-specific. The transcript has 3 exons. The record is from RefSeq and is a predicted model, not a curated record. Gene Ontology annotation, biological process: regulation of transcription by RNA polymerase II. Gene Ontology annotation, cellular component: nucleus.
GCUGCGAGCGGUGCGUGCUCGGCGCCUCUUGCCCUCUCCUUCCGUGUACACACUGGCGCAGAGCAGCCUUCCCCGCGCAGUCACUUCCGAGGCGUGAUGGAUGCCGCCGCUGUCCAAUGGCACCGCGCAGGGCCGGGCGGCAGGAGAGUUAACUCUGCUGGUACCUGACGGAGGUGCCGGACGCUGUUAAUUAAUCGUAAUUAAUGCUGGCCGUGAGGUUGGGGCAUGGCGGCUGUCCUUAGCAGGACACGCUGCCGGCCUCUUGGCUCACCAGGGCUCUGCGCCGGAGCCGCGGUGCGUCGCGUGUCCCUGGCUAUAUUAGGGCACGCUCGUGCCCUGCUUCAAAAGUGUUCCUAAACCAGCCGGUGGUUUUCUGCCUUUUAUUUUUCGCUUUCCCCUCGAGGACAGCGUGCUCUGUCACUUUUCACCUCAUUCCUGCGCCCACCUGGGCAAUCUGGGGAUGUAUCGGCGCGACGCUCUCCCGAUUCCAUCAGCCUCGAGCGGUGACUGAUGGCCGGAGCGCGCUGCGGGGCUGGGCGCUGAAAACCUCGAGCUGGGGAGCCAGGAGAGGACAGCUGGGAGUGCUGGCCCCGCGGCACUUGGGGUUUGUGGGAUAAGCUCGCUCGCUGAUGGUUUCUGUAAACAUCCAGCUGUGAAACACUUGAGCAGCGCUAGCACUUUCAAUUAUCAGGAAGUUUCAGGCUCAGCACCCUGUCGAGAUGAGCAGGCAGUUUCCACUUCUGUCUGAGCUAUUGUUUCAGGCUAUCUUCAAACUCGGGCAGAGCCUUCCAAGCAUGAAGCAAGCGCAAAGCCACGCGGCACCGCGACCAUAAACAUGAGGACCGGGGGGAAGAGAGGCAGCACCGCGAAGCUCCCGGGCGGGGGGACGGAUCCCGUAGCAAAUCCCCUCGCUUUGCAUGGCAGCAGGACCCCAAAUAGCCACACCACUGCCUUCCUGUGUCACAGCUGGUGAAGAUGUCCAAACUGAUGUCUGGCCAUGUGCAUGGGAUCUGAUCAGACCCUGUGUGAGUGAGCCGAGCCGUUUGCUGCUCGGUGCCUCGGCUCCUCUGCAUGGGAGAGGGGUGUCUUUGGGCUCACGAUGCUGGGACGUGAUUCGGGUGCAGCUCUGCCACCACCUUUGUGAGCGCACGGUGGGAAGAGCGCCCUGCGCUGUGGCUUGUGAGGACCGGCAGUGUCUUCUGUGUACCUGUCCCCUUCGGCCACCUCGUGUCCCCCGAGGUCCUGGGUUCCAGCUGUGGCAGGCGUACCCUCCUGGUACCCUCGUGGUGCUCCACUCCCUCACCACAGGCUCUCUGCAGCAUCUGACGAGGUUGUUUACCAAAGCAGCGCAGCCCGUCUGAUCUCUGUCCAGGCUUCCCCAGAGAGCGCCCCAGAGAGCCGUGUCCUGGCAGCUCUCGCGUUUGCUCCAAAGGUUCCCGAAUCUCCCCUUUGCUGCUGGAUGCUGGUUCCGAUCCAUAAGGGAAAUGGAAAGCUGGCCAGCUGGGCGAGGGCUGCGCGGAGAACAGUAAACAGUGACUCACCCCUCCUGGUGUCUUCUCCCUGCUCGUGUCAAAUAUAUUGCCUCGCAUACGCUCCCGGAUUCACGCCGGCAGCCCGGCCCUCCCCUCUCCUGUUCCGAAUGAAUGACAGGCGUCAGUCUGCCUCGCGGGCUGUGUGAAGGUUGUCAGAGCAGGGGAAGGGCUUUCUGAAUGACGGGCGAGGGAUGGUGCUCGGCGUGCCGUGCUGCAGCCUGUCAGAGACCCGCGUCGUGCCUCCGAGCGGCGGGGGCACGGAGAUGAAGAUUGAAGCGUCUGUGGUUCCCUUCGCCUGUUGGAUCCGGCGGUGUCCUUGGGAAGCGCGUCCCUCCGGCUAGCCUCCUGGAGCUGGGAGUGAUUUGGGGAUAAACGGGAGAUUUGGGUAACUUGCUACAGCAGCUGCCCGGGAAUUAAAUCCCUGAGUUUGGGAACGAGCAGAGAAUUCCCCUCGGUGCUCAACUGAGGCUCGCCGGCGGAGAUCCCCGCCGCCGCUUGAACGUUUCGCUGUUUUUCUGCCCUCUGGAAGUCGGCGCUGGCCUGGCUGGAGUUGCAAUUUCUGAGCAGUUUUGUCCAGAAGACUGUGCUCAGGUUAUGACGACUAAUCCCAAACCGAACAAGGCGUUAAAGGUAAAGGAGGAGUCGGGAGAGAAUGCCCCCGUGCUGAGCGACGAUGAGCUCGUGUCAAUGUCCGUACGGGAGCUGAACCAGCACCUGAGGGGUCUCACCAAGGAGGAGGUCAUCCGGCUGAAGCAGCGGAGGCGCACGCUGAAGAACCGGGGCUACGCUGCCAGCUGCCGCAUCAAGCGCGUGACUCAGAAAGAGGAGCUCGAGAGGCAGCGGGUUGAGUUGCAGCAAGAGGUGGAGAAGCUGGCCAGAGAAAACAGCAGCAUGAAGCUCGAGCUGGACGCCUUGCGCUCCAAGUACGAAGCACUCCAGACCUUUGCUCGUACUGUGGCGCGAGGGCCUAUUACCCCGGCCAAAGUUGCCACCACCAGUGUCAUCACCAUUGUGAAAUCCGCCGAAAUCUCAUCCAGUUCUGUGCCGUUCUCAGCAGCGUCCUAGUGCCCUCGGGGGGGGGAACUAGCAGCCUUUCGGAGGGAGGGGAGAAGGCUCUUAUGCAUUGUUCCGGAGUCCUUGGUCACGUCAAGAAUUGGCAUCUUAACGAUUCUCUUCCAAAAGCGCAAAAAAAAAAAAAAAGAAGAAAAGGAAAACAAAACAAACAAAAAAAAAACAAACCCCAAACCUGUAAAGGGAACUUAACUGGCUGCUUCUCUCUGGACUCGGUGGCUCCACCAACCCCUCGUGUCCAGGAUUGAGCUCUGUAUGCAGUACAAGUUGCUUCCUCCUUCCCCCUGCCUCCCCCGGCCCCCUCCCCGCCAUGGGCAGCUUUCCAGCUGGGAGAAGAUACCCGAGGAGCCUCCGGAGUCUUCGUGAACGAUGCUCAAGAGCCAGGAAACAGAUGGACCGUAGAAAUCGUCACGUGAGAUGAAUGUAUGGAAAAGAGUUUCCUUUAGUGGCAUCCUGCUCCCUGUCAGAAGGGUCUCCCCUACCCUCCCCGCUUCCAUCUGCUGUCGUGAGGGCAGGGAAAUAGGCAUUUCGGUUUGGGCUUCAUCCUGCCAAGAGUGGAUGGGAGUGGGAGGAUGAUGGAGACUAAUGCUUGGGUGUGACCUCACACAUUAGGAACAACCUUUUGUUUUCAAUCCAUGCUGUUAAAAUAUGGAAAAAUAUAUAUUUUACAUAUUUUAAUACGCCCCACUACCUGUGUGGCCUAUAAAAAAUAUUACAUUGCAGCCUCCUUUAUUCCAACCCCAAGUUUCCUAAUAGCUCCUUCCCUAAGGUGUGCCUGUGAAUUGGGUAUAUUUAUGCAGUGUAUUUCUUCCAAAUGAUCCGCGGUUUUGAAAUAGCGGCUUUUUUUUGUUUUAUUUUCAUGGAUUCCCUGAAGCUUAGGGGAAGGAGGCACAGUAAAUGCUGUGAAGAGCUGUGUGAUGGGGAGGAGAGGGGGAGACGAGGAGGAACGAUGCUGGAAGUAUUACCAGGUGGAGGCUGCGAGAUGGCGGGGCGGUUCUGCUGGGCUCAGUGCUCUGAGAAGGGGUUUGCGUGGAGUAUUUGGGACAUUUUUAAAGCACUGAAGUGUAACCAGAGGGACACGGAGAGAAGGAGAGACGUUAGAGCCUCCUCUUUGGUGGAAGUGGUGGGUAGGCAGUGAUGGUCCCAGCUGCAGAGCUGGGCUCUUUGAUGGCCGUAGGAGGGCUGUGGGGAGGUCAGAUGGGAGCCGUGCGAGGCUUUUCCUCUCUGUCUCGUGUCAGUCAGGAUCCAAAGAGUACAGCCUACAACCCUCAGUGUUCAGACAACCUGUGUGAAUGUGACCCUGAAACUUGACGCUUCCUCUCGGGAAUCUGUGAAUUGCCCCGGGAGACGCACGGAGGGCAGGACGAAGAUGGUCGCGUGUAGGGGAAGGAAGAGUUGGGACCGAGAAGUCGUGCGUGUGGCUCUGAGCAGUGGUUGGGGAGAGGGAUUUCUGGCUCGGCAGUGGGCAGGAAGCCAAGAGGAGGGAUUCUGCUGUCGCGCAGCAGCGCCGAAAGGACGAGUGUUUCCAGGUCACUGUAAAAAAUAGCUAUGUUGGUGUUUGUGCGUUUCGUUGUCUUUUUUAUUUUCUUUUUGAAGUAGGAAAGAAAAGGGACUGUGAGUUUGGCAGGGCAGAGACUUGUGGAAUGGACGAUGCCUGUUGUCACGCAGGUGAGAAAUGAGGUUUCUGAAGGUGAAGCUGAGGGGAAGAGCUAUGGGGAUUUGGGCUCUGGAGUAGAAGCCAGAGAUCACGGAGAGUUGACCGGUGUUUUGGACUGAAAGAGAAGUAAUGGAGUGCCAUGUAAAGGGGGCAGGAGGCUGGCAUCCACCACCCAGUACGACUUGUUGUUCGGGGCUCUGUCUUGUCUUGAAUGGCAGUAAGUUUGCAGAGUUUCAGCCCUCUUUGUCUUUGGAAGAAGUCAUUAGCUUGCUUUUCCUUUUUUAUUUUUUCACCUUGUCAUUGGAGUCUCUGCAUUUCCCAAGAGGGCCCUCUGUGAAAUAGGUUAAUGAAAAGAGAAGCCUUAGCCUCGGUUCUCGUUCAGUCCUCAACACCUACCUUCGUGACCUUACUGAGCCAGGAAGGGUGCGAGCAAAAUGCUUCCUGCAGGCUUGUCGCCCCCGCCGGAUCCACGUGUCACGGAGGGGAGCAGGGAGUUUCCUACAAGUGGUUUUCCAACCCGUGGAGUUUGGAUGACACUUGGCGUUACCUCAUUUCUCCUCCACUCCCUCCCCAUCUCCUAACAGGCAGAUCGAUGUCCUGUGUAUCAGUACCAGUUAUUGACUCCCGCAGCAGAAGCUGAGGAAGAGAAAGAUGUUACUGUCAUUUCCUGGUCCUCUCAUGUUCUCCAGCUCGCAAACGUUGGAAACUUUCCCAGACCUUUACAGGUGCCUCCGAAAACAGGCAAAAUGGAGACUCCUGGCACUGUUGGGGCUUUAAAUGAAAACUUUAAUGAAAAAGGCCAGUUGACUUGAAAAUGCCCAAAUGCUUCCAGUCUUUAAAACAGCUCCAGAGCUCCAUAACAUUCCUGGCUAGAUAGGAACACCCUCUGGCUGCCCUUGACCCCCUGUCGGUGAAAGCAGACCAGUCGCACGGAGGGGGACAGAGGUUGAACUUUGUUCCUUGGGGAGGGUCUUCUUGCUGUUGGAAUGAGUUGAGAAACAUAUCUUUUAUGUGGCACUUCCCUUGCGGCCAAGUAUUUCUUUUUUCCAGUUCUUGGAAGGGUGCCAAAGGCUUGUCCAAGCGAUUGCUAGUUUAGUGCUGGUAGGCACUUAAAUCUCUGGUCACUCGAUAAAGAACAAGAGGCCUGGGUGUUGUUAAAGCUGUUGAUACCAUAGCCAUGGUAGGUAAUCCAUAUUGGAUAUCCAUAAGGACCACGUGGAAAUAUUUAAAGAGAGAGAAAUAUAUAUAUAAAUAUAUAAUUAUAUACAUUUUAUCGUACAGAUUUUUCGUAAAAAAAAAUAAUUUUUUUUCCAAGUUUGAUACUGUAAAUCUUUAUUAAAAGAAAUUGCCAGUCCAGGGCUCCCUGGGUGGUGACCUGGAGGGGAAUGAAAUGUCCUGGCUAAACUUCCACAGGGGGAUCAGAAUUGCAAGGUAACGUGGAGGGAGGAAUGACCCGAAAGCUGUUGACCAUGUUGGAGACCCAGCUCCUCCACCCUCCGUCCCGGAGGGCCCUCCAGCUUGGGGUUGUCACAUUGCAUUCCUCUGGGGUUUGGUUUGUUUCUGUUUGAUUUUUUGUUUCUUUUUUUUUUUUUCCUCUCCGUCCUGCACUUGCAAGCCUGACACCCAGGGCAAGCGUGGCGCGGGGAGCUGGCUGCCGCUGCAGAGUCCCCAGGGCGCUCCCCCGCCGCAGUACCUCUCGCUCAUCUCUUGCUGCAGUAGUUGGGGUGCCGGGGCUCCCUUCUCUGCCCCUCUUCGCUUGCCAAGGAGUGGUGGGCUCUGAGUUUGAGUGCUGGGAGUGCUCUCCCGGGCCUGGCCUUCCUUGCUCCUCCGCAACGUGGGCACAGCGGGAUGCUGGAACAGCCUGCAGCAUCCACACAGGUACCGGGAGGGAGUCCCUGGUCUCGUAGGCGCCUUUGCUGGUCUCUCCAUUGGCAGUGGGGAAAUCUUUUUCCCUCCAGGGCACCUCCAGACCCUCGAAGCAAGUCAGCAUCUCAGCUCUUGCCCACCCCUACCGCCUGCAGGAGCCCUGGGUGCCACCACAGCCGUGGGGAGGGACAGGUGCUGGUGGGCGAGGGCACAAUGCCAUGGACGCGUGGCACGGUCGGGCUUCUGCACGGCUCAGACCCCGGGGAGGAGGAGAAGGUGGCAUUUUGGUUUUUCUUUUUUUUUUUCUUCUCUCUCGAAUCAUUUAAACUUCAUUGUCAUGAUUGUUUUUAUUUAAAAAAAAGAAAAAAAAGAAAACAAAGAAAAACAAAACGAAAACGAAAAACUUUUGUAACGUGGAUUUGUUUUCCUUCGUCUGUAUUUCAGUCUGCUGGGGUGUUUCCGUAGAUGGUGGAUACUUGCUUUCAUUUUUUUAAUGAUAGAAGUCUUCUGUUUUAAGUUGUUUUUUAUCACCAGCUCAUUCUAUCCUCUGUGGUUACUCAGUAAUUUCAUUUCAAUAUUUAUUUUUGUGCUGCUUUUUUAUUAUAAAAUAAAUUAUUGAUAUACCAAGCAAUGUGGAUUCCUGUUUGUAAGGCGAGUAGCCCUGUGUAUGUGUCCAUUACUUUCUCUUGACAGCCACAACGUAAUUUAUUGCUGUAAAUUUAGCUGCAGUGACUGGUUUUUUUGUACCUUUCCAAUAAAGCAUUUUCUGGUUUCA